Aspergillus melleus is the source of this 2709-nucleotide messenger RNA. Its product is annotated as non-specific serine/threonine protein kinase. Gene Ontology annotation, molecular function: ATP binding; protein kinase activity. Gene Ontology annotation, biological process: regulation of cytokinesis; mitotic spindle organization; protein phosphorylation. Gene Ontology annotation, cellular component: chromosome passenger complex; spindle pole centrosome; spindle midzone. The record is from RefSeq and is a predicted model, not a curated record. The coding region runs from base 1 to 2709 and encodes 902 amino acids. NCBI's taxonomy places the organism in Eukaryota, Fungi, Ascomycota, Eurotiomycetes, Eurotiales, Aspergillaceae. The transcript is spliced from 5 exons.
AUGCCGCCUCCUAGGACGAAAGCGGAGGUUCAAUCCCAGAAGCAAAAGGAAAAGCUUGCCCAAUCCUACCAUGAAUUACUGGAGGAAUUCUCGUCGAAAGAUCUUCGAACUGUGGGCAACUACACACUCGGAAGAUUGAUUGGAAAAGGUUCUUUUGGCAAGGUCUACCUUGCCUCGCACAAGCUCACCAAUGGCUCCAAAGUCGUGCUUAAAUCAUCAGACAAGGAGGAUACGAACCUUGCGCGCGAGAUCCAUCACCAUCGCCAAUUUCUUCACCCCCAUAUCACUCGUCUCUAUGAAGUCAUCGUGACGGAAAAGCUGGUCUGGCUGGUUCUUGAAUACUGUCCGGGCGAUGAGCUCUACAAUUACCUCCUCCGCCAUGGUCCGCUCCCUGUGGAUAAAGUCAAAAAGAUAUUUACACAACUUGUCGGUGCGGUUGCUUAUGUUCACAGCAAGUCUUGCGUCCAUCGGGAUUUGAAGUUGGAAAACAUUCUUCUUGACAAGCAUGAGAAUGUUAAGCUAUGCGACUUUGGAUUCACUCGAGAAUACGAAGGCAAAGCGAGUUACCUGCAAACGUUCUGUGGCACUAUUUGCUACAGUGCGCCCGAGAUGUUAAAGGGCGAAAAGUACGCCGGGGAAAAAGUAGAUGUGUGGAGCCUGGGCAUCAUCUUGUACGCCCUGCUUGCCGGAGAGCUUCCUUUCGACGAGGAUGACGACCUUGUUACCAAAUCGCGGAUCCUUAAGGAGGAGCCUGUAUUCAACGACAAGUUCCCUGACGACGCAAAGGCCCUAAUCACCCUGCUUUUAUCGAAGCGACCUCUGAUCCGGCCUAGUCUCGGCGAGAUUUUGGCUCACCCAUUCCUUGCAGAGCACGUGUCCGAGCAACUCGCGAUUUUGAAAAUUCCCCGACCCCCAGCGUUCUCGACAUCGUUAGAGAGAACCACCCUGCAGCGAAUGAAAAGUGCAGGCGUCAACAUCGAUGAGGUGGUAGAGAGUGUUCUCGCACAGCGCUGCGACCCUCUUGCGGGUUGGUGGGCGCUGCUGAUUGAAAAAGAGCAGCGUAAGGAGCAGAAACGAGAGCGCAAACGACGCGAAAGAGAGGUUGAAGCGAAGAAUAUUCGUCGAUUGAGUGCAGCAAGCAGUCGCCUAGAAAAGAGGUCCUCCGCGUUAGUUGAGGUCGAUGAAGAAGGGCAUGCUUCUGCCAACGUGCCUCUACAGGAACGGGGAAGGAGAGACCGACGCAGUCUUCCUUCGCAGCUCGCCGUCCCGGAGUUGCCAAUCUUGCCAGAACCGAUCCCUGUACAGUCGACUGAUUCCAGUACCCCUCCGCCUCCCCCCGUGGACAAGGAUUCAGCUCGAUCUGUCAGCUCUACGCGGCGGCGCCCUUUACCACCGCCCAAGGAUAGAAGGCGUUCGAGGCCAAGCACGUUGCACGUUAGCGCCUCACAGCCCGAGCUAGCACAGCACAAUGGGAUUUUCAGGCGCCGUACUGGCCGCCGUCAGUAUCCCAUCAUCAGCCAACUGGCUUCGUUGAAGCAUUGGUUCGUGGAGUCUGCCAAGCGAGCCAAGUCCCCCCAUGGCAAAGGUGCUGGUGGUCCGGGGUCCCAUCGCAAGUUUUUGUCUGAGAAACUGAGUCCUGCCAAAGGGCAGGAAGCCGGGAGAAAGACCAUGCCGACAUCGUCGUCCACCGCUCAUCCGGGCGACUUGUCAACGCCGACGCAAGCGAAACGUGCAUCCACCGCGAGUAGUCUCGCUCCAAGCAGCGCAUCAUAUCGCAACCAUCGUCAUUCCUAUCCUCGCCAACCUCGUCCUCUCAGUACCAGUAACCCUCACCAUCGCAAUUCACUGUCACCAUCUCCGAUCACACCUCGUGGCUCCUACAGGCGGUCUUCUGCCGGUCUACGGGGCCGCAAAUCGACAUCUUCUUCCAUCUCUUCGAUUCGGAGUAUUCAUCAUACCCAUACCCACUCGAAAGCAUCGUCGGUCUCGUCGAACAGCAUUGGAUCCGCCUCCACUCCGACGGCUCGGAUCUCAAAGUCCCCUCACUCUUCAGUCAAAGUGCUUCCCACCACUCCCGGGUCGUCUUCUCGCUUCCCUAGCAACAUCCGCUUGGUGAGAGGCUCGAACAACGGGUAUCGUGAAAUGAACGAACCCAAUGGACGAGUGAACUCGAUGUUCAACGAGGCAGCUCCAACACCCCUGCUGUACUCGCCAUCUUCCAGCCUUGUCUUUGCCCGGCGGAAGAAGUCGGCCUUCAAAGGUCCAAUGUCUCACACAGCCAAUCUGAUGGUCUCGAGCGGUAUCGCUGCUCCGGAAUUUCCACACGAUGGCAUUGCGGUGGCUGCGGGUGCAGCUCGGCCCGCGGCGAGGAAAAGCCAGAUCAUCGAAGAGGAGGAAGAUAUGGAGGACGAUGACGAUUUUGAAGAAGUCGACGCAUUCACCGGGACCGAGGAUGAACCCGGAUCACCCAUUGAUGUGGUCAGCUCGGAUGAUAAUCUGAAGACAGUGAGUCUUACUGGUUCUCCCGGGAGAAACUGCAAACCGGCCCUUGCUCCUGCUCCUGAUCUUGACACGAGUCCUCUGCGCCCUCCCCGUUCGUCGUCGCUUAAAGCAACUUCCGACCGAAGCCAGUACGGAGCCAAGGACAGCAGUAUGGCCGCUGACGUCUCUCCGAGAUCGGUGAUCUCCAACAAGACGAGGCAGGCCUGA